Molecule: messenger RNA, 5060 nt
Organism: Acanthaster planci (crown-of-thorns starfish)
Lineage: Eukaryota; Metazoa; Echinodermata; Asteroidea; Valvatida; Acanthasteridae
Product: protein stum homolog
Source: RefSeq, a predicted model, not a curated record
UGCUGCUCCAAUAUCAAUAGCAUGUUUGCUUUGUGAUCUGCCUGCUAGGUUGAGCGCGCACAGACACGACGUGUGCAAUGCACCGUGAACCUGAACUGUACAUGUACGUGUGGUGUGUCAAAUUUGUCAAAGUGGCCGCCAGUGAGCAGACAGUAUUGUCCUAUUGAUGUCGAGAUCGGCUCUGUUACUCAUUGUGUGCAGGGAGGGUCGAAGCCUCCUGGAACUGUCACAGGGAAGUAUUGUGGAACGGUGCACUUGGUAUGACACCGCUAUCCAAACGGAGCCAUUCUAGUAACAAUAGGCAUCGUGCAUGUGUUCAGUCCAUGGCAGUCUCGGCGCUUUGAGAGUGUACGAUGAACAUCGAGUUGCGUCGUCAUCGCGUAGUUUGAACAUGCACCCGGCUAGUUCCCUCUCACGUAUCUCGCGCAGCAUUUUUACUAGAGUGAGCUUCUGGUGAGCAUUCAACAUUCACCAUGGCUUCCGAUGAUGCUUCAGUCACUGUAGAACUCACUACAGAAUCAAGCUGCUCGCCAACAGCGGGGGAAGACGGGGGGUCUCCCCGCGUCCGCGGCGGCGAAGCCCACGUUUUCAUUUCUAAUAGACAGAUGUCCACCACUAAAGACGUGAUCAUUAGUGUGCGGGAAAAGCACGGUUCUUUUCGAUCCGCAGUGCCCUGUAUGCCGAUGUCGUUAGCUCUGGUGUGCUGCCUUUUCAAUAUCUUCUUGCCUGGAGUUGGUACAUUCUUGUCUUCUUUCUCUGUGUUCUGUUGCGGCUUCACCAGGAUCAGUUCUCAGCGCGCGUUCCUGUGGAACCUGCUGGCAGCUGUGCUGCAAACCGUCACAUGUAUCUUCAUAGUGGGUUGGAUCUGGAGCAUCUCGUGGGGAAUGACGUUCUGCACCUUGGCAACUGAGUACAAAUACGAGAAGCAGGUCCGGGGCAAGCAGCACCAAUCAGCGCGGUGGACGCCUACCUAGCAAAGAACUGGAACUCGUCCCUUUGCCUGAUCACUCAGACAAAGCUCUGGUCAACCAGUGCAGUAUACUUGCUGCUUUCUUUCUGACUCAACUCUUGUUGGUCCCCGGAGCCUCUGCUUUGCCUUUCGAUUGGCUGAAGUCAACAAGAGGAGUGUACUCUAUGUUUUCCUAUCCUGCGAGUCAACUCUUAGACUGAAAGUGUAAAGAUUCUUUGAAAUCUUAGUCGAUUGGCAGUGUCUACGAUUGGCAGUGUCUACGUCUUUCCAGGACUAGCUUUUGCCAACAAGGGAACUCGCGGUUCGUAUUUAAAAGAGUGACUCUCAUCUCAGAGCCUCGAAUAUACUAUGCCUUUGUUGUAACGGCAACGAUGUUACAGCUUACAAGGCAAGCGUUUCAUGGUGUAUACUUCUAGUGGAAGUUUGGAACCUUUAAAGUGGAUCAUAUGAAAGUUAUGACACUUGCGAAUCCGCGAGUGGACCCGUUGAUUUGCAAAAAGUGAUGAUAGUGUAGUUUGGAUUAGAGAUAGGAAGAAGAAUAAGAAACUGCCAAAAUUGUCUUAGCCUCUGACGGAUUAUUAUUCCUGAAACCGUCUCCCACGAAGGAUUACAGGUGGUGGACAUUUAGCUAAACUUGGCACAGCAAAAGUGUUAGUUUAUACGUAACCUUACAGUCUUUGCGGAAGACAAGGAUCUCUGAAGAGGAUACUUGACAAAAAUUAGCAUCUUGUCGAAAGAGCAGACCAUGCAUCGAUUAUCAAGCGGUUGGACAACAGAGUAGUAAUAAAGGUUUGCUUUGGGCCGGAUGUAUAAUUCACAAAUGGAGAACAGAGAGUUUUUACGAGGCUUCCGCACGUUGUGUAGGUAUUGGUUAGGGAUAUAGGAGAACCUUCGGGAGAACAAGUAGGAGGAGAAAGAUUAAUUAAAGUCGACAAUCAUACAAGUGAAAAUACAAGACAGGUAAAUAAACAGAAUCACAUUAUUUCAUGAGAGGAGUUGAGGUUUACUACCACCGCCAUGCUCUAGUUUGUUCCGUUAAUUAAGCUUCCAAAUGGCACUUUGAGGUAGUGCCUUAUAUCAGGAGCAGUACUUCAAAAGAAAUACAGAUGUAACGAUUGUAACCGCAGUGGCUAUUUCCCGGAACAGAAAUUAAAUUCGAACAGGUUUUCUGCUGCUAGUCCUUGGUCACUAAUGUCUUUGGAGAGGGCAGUUAAUCAAUGCAUGGAUGCUCGUAUUUUGGUUAAACAGUAUAAGUAACCGGACAGGUAUUCACAAAUAAGACCACAGUUUGAUAUAUGCAAAGCUAUCGAACCGCAACGAGAUUAUACUUGGCUUCCAGACUUCAUUGAUUAUAACACUUAUAAGUUAUUAUUGUGUUUGUGUUGUGAAUGAGUCGCUCUUCCUUGCAUUAUAUUACAGAGUUUAAGGCAUGCAUACAUCACAGGACAUAGCACCACCAAGGCGCUAUUUUUUAAGUCGACGAAAACGUUUUUGUUUACUAUUUUAAAUUGUUGAAGUUAUAUGCACAUUUUUAAAUGAAGUGCUGAUAUCGAAUUAUUAAUUCACAAUAUGUAGACUUGGCCGAUGGGCAAAACAGUGGAUACCAGUGUCCUGGGCGGCACGUCUGUUCAACAUGUGAUGUGUAACAAAUGCGCUCUCUGGAUGUUUAAUAGUAACUCUGUGUUGUAGGUGCAUAAAAGCUUGCUUGAAUUAAGAAGUGUUAAUAGCCUCCUGACUAGCCGUAAUGCAUGCCAAACUAUUUAAAGUCAUGCUCUAAUACAUAAGUCUUGUGUGCUGUCGUGUAUGGGUUAGGACUUUGUCAUUUUGAUGUGGGUUUUUGCUUGAAUUUGUUUAUUUAUAUUUUAUGCUGAAGAGUGCUGCAAACUGUGAACAUUUCUGAUUCUUCCAGCGAUGAAAAGGGUGCCAGAAUGAUGUGGCAGCAAAGUAACGGAGUACCACAGUGUCAGUGCCAAAGUGUUGUCGCGUUACAGUGCCAUAGAGAUAAUAGCGCCAUAGUGCCAGCUGACGUUGCGUUAAUGUCACUAAGUGUCGAGUGCCAGAGUGGCAUGACACAGUGCCGUAGUCUCUCUGCAUGACAGUGCCAGAGAGCGUGAUGUUUUGCUGAAGUGGCAUAGUGGAGUAGUGCUACGGUUCGACAGUGGCGUAACUAGACAGCACCCGACGUCAUCCAGUAUUGCAGUGCGAUUACAAUGCCAGUGAAAUAGUGUCACAGUGUCAUAAUGUUGUAGUUGGCAAUAUUUCAGAAUGAAUUAGUCAUCCCAGACUAAACAUAAAAUUUCACGUGAUAUCUUGAUUGAAACGUCAAAAACAAUUCAGAAUUUCCAAUUUAAAAUGGGUGGUCACAAAUUUCAGAAAGGAUCAUAGGCAGUACCCCGGCCCAUCCACUAAAAGUCAUUCGGAUUUAAAAUUUCUGGAACUUUUAUUACUUGAAUUAAGCAUCGCAAUUUUUAAAUAAAUUCAGAGUAGUCAGAAAAACAUGUCAUAUAACCUUGCUAAACUAUUAUUGAACAAAACAAAUCGAGCAACGCCCACUUUUACAAACUUUAGCCUUUUGAAAAUACCUCCAAUGCAUGCAAAACAAUGAUAGAGCUUGAAUUUGGAUUCAAGCAAAUAUAGAAGGUGUUUUGUGAUGUUUUGAAAUAUGUACAUUAGAAGUAAGAAUUACUUCUCACUUUUAUUAAGGUUUUUUUGAAAACUGCAUAUUCGCCAUAAUAUUGCGUUUGUGGGGAAGACCGCCUUCUAACGGCGGAAAUGUCUGGCAGGAGUUAUCUAAAAUCGCCCGAUCGCUUUGAUUUUCCCCCGAACAUUCGCUAGCACCAGGGGAGAACUUCUUGAGUGCUGUACAGCCAUGUUGUAGUGAAGCCCAUCAUAAAUCCAUCACAAGACACUUUAGUUACAAGUUCAAUCAUAAGCUCUCCAAAUAAACUGCGACAGAAGCAUUCCUUUGUCAUAGUUCAUCUUGGGACUGGCCUGUGAAAAGAGGGAUUGCGAUUGACGCGGGGUUCCACACUGGUGUACAGUGAGCCUAAAGCACGAUUAUGCAUGUCCAACUUUGGCUAAAACAUCCCAAGACCAUGGGUAGAAAGGAAUAUUUGAAUCAACAGGUGGAAAUUCUCAGGGUGAUGAGGGUGUGUCACUGCUUUGAACAUUUAAAUGUAGGCCUGUGCGGAAAUUUGAAAUAUUGUGGCAUGCGACGGAACUGACACGAAAUCAGAGUUUAAUGUAUUCCCACUAUAAAGAAGGCGAGGUAGUCUGCAUCCCAAAGUUGUGGCUAUACGGUCGGCAAAUCCACGCGUUUAUUAAAGCUGUUGACUAGGUGCCAUACAGCCUUUUCCAUAUUUCAUGUGUGUGCCUGCUGGCCCACUCGAGACUUUUAUAUGCAGUCUCAGCAGCUGUGAAGUAUAUUUCAUCUGUUUUGUCCCUGUACAACAUUUUCAUACAGAAUACAUGGGUGAGUGGGCCAUGCAUGGGUGGCGGGCCAAAAUGUUAUUUCGUGGUAUUUAUUUCACAUGUUUAUGUGAAUCACCUUAAUGCUGACAUGUUAAGUCAAGAGUGACUUGUCUCUAUAAUCGGCACCUCUCAGAUAAUGGAUUAUUAAUGACAGAGAUGAAGUGUCAAUUAAUCAUUCCCUAAGCAGGCCGUUUUCAGUCUAACAAGAAUGCAUAUGUAAUCAGCAACAUUUGAAAUAUAAAGUGCACUGUAGACGUAAAUUAACCGGACCUCAAAUUUUCAUAUUAUACGAAUAUAUUAUAUUAUAUUAUAUCUGGGUAUAUCCAGAAGCCUAUUUUCGGGCAGCCAAACGUUUGAAGAUAUCUUCAUGUAGCCUGCAUUGUCUUUCAGAUAUGCGAGACUAUAUGUGGCAGCUUUAACACGCUUUGGAGAAGAGAAGAAAUUCAGUAGACCGAAAGGUCGCCCUUUCUUUUUAUUAAAAGACCUUAUUUGGAGGGGGUGUUGCUUUCAAACCCCGCCCUGAUCUGCCGUGGAUUUCCUUGUCUCAUAACAACGUAGUUUUCUUAGUGAUCCCUAUUGUAGUUUGUCUAUUAAAUCGUUUGAAUGGAAUUUUCACGAA